Molecule: messenger RNA, 1823 nt
Organism: Falco peregrinus (peregrine falcon)
Lineage: Eukaryota; Metazoa; Chordata; Aves; Falconiformes; Falconidae
Gene: SERHL2
Product: serine hydrolase like 2
Exons: 12
Coding region: 246-1157 (303 amino acids)
Source: RefSeq, a predicted model, not a curated record
CUCUCACCGAGCCCCAUGCAAAUGCAGGCUCUGAGGAAGGUGCCAGCUCCUGCCCACAGCUUCCACCUGCCCCAGGCACCACAGGGCAGGAGCUGGGUCACGCCAGGGGCUCCAGAACCAGCUGGAGGAGGUGGCGGCUGCCGUGGUUCCACCUGUUUGCACAGGCAAGAGAGCUCUGGGCCAUUAACAAGAUUCCUGGGACCUACUUGAGUGCGGCUCUCCAGGGACAUCACUUUAUUUUGGGCAUGUUCUCAGAGUUAAAGUUCCCAGUGCCGUGGGGCCAUGUGGCAGCCAAGGCCUGGGGAUCCUCAGAGGGACACCCUGUGCUGUGCUUGCACGGCUGGCUGGACAAUGCCAACACUUUUGACAAGCUCAUUCCACUGCUCCCCAGAGGUUGCUAUUAUGUGGCAAUGGACUUUUCUGGCCACGGCUUGUCAUCCCACCGACCUGCAGGCUCCCCCUACCAUUUUCUGGAUUAUGUGACCGAUGUGCGCCGGGUUGCAGCAGCCUUGCAGUGGAGACGGUUCACCCUGAUGGGUCACAGUAUGGGUGGGUCUGUGGCAGGAAUGUUCUGUUCCCUUUAUCCUGAGAUGGUGGACAAGCUGAUCCUGCUGGAAAGUCUUGGAUUUAUGCUAGCUGCAGAGGACACUGAUGCAUGGCUGAAAUCAAAACGGAUGGUGAUUGACAGAUUACUGAGUCUAGAGGCAAAGCAGCAAACUCCCAAAGCACGGAGCCCCGAAGCAGCAUUGCAGAGGCUCUUAGAAGCAAACAGACAUCUGACAGCAGAGGGUGGGGCAAUCCUGCUGCAGCGAGGAGCAACUGAGACACCCGCUGGAUUGGUAUAUAACAGAGACAUGAGAGUCCGUACCCAGAGUCAGGAGGCCUUCACAGUGGAGCAGUGCGUGGAGCUCCUGCAGAAGAUCCAGGACCGUGCUCUCAUCAUUCUAGCACAAGAUGGACUUUUGGUACCGCACAAGCUAGGCAGCAGAAAUCACUUUGCGAAAACUCUACAGGAGGAGUUUGAGUCUACUCUCAAAGAGCACAUCCAGCUAGUAGAGGUGCCUGGGAGUCAUUUUGUGCAUCUGAAUGAGCCUGAGGUGGUGUCUGGAAUCAUCAGCAACUUCCUGACUGUGCAAAACACCAGAGCCAGGCUCUGAGAAGCCCUCAUCGCUGCGGCAAUCCAGGAGAACAGGGAGCCAAAAAGCACACCCUGGAGGAAUUGUCACCAUUCCUAACUCGCAUCCAACAUCAAGUGUCACGAUACCCUCUCCUAUGCUUAGCUCACUGCAGGAUGGAAGCAGGUCUGCUCAGGGGUUCCCUGGAGGAGGGCUGAGCAGAGUUCUUCAGUUGUCAAAGGGCAAAGGAAUCCCUUCACUUCCAGCUCUGUGAGUACAGGGAUAGAGGCCCAGGGUGGCCUUCCCCGUGCUUGCACCCUGAAAUGGAGCAGAAAUACAGGUAGAGACAUCAUCUGUGGGAGUAGCAUGAGAAAGGUGGCUCACCUUACCUCCUCCCCAAGGAUGGUACACCCAGUCUCCUUCCAGGAUUAGACCUUCUGAAUAAACAGAAAGUGUUCUGCUUCUCUGCUUACUUCCACAAAUGCCUGAGCUCAGAAGGCCUUGGUGUCUCUGUUCUACUGUGAGAGCUGCUGCUUUUUUAAUCAGCUUAAAUAGAAGCUCACCUGGGCACAGAAGGCCAUUUUAAUGAACUUCUAGGGAAUGAGUCACUAAUCCUCUAGCUGAAGCAGCUGGGAGAACUGCUAUUAAUGGAAAAGUUGGCAAGAUUAUUUCUGUCCUUCUAAAUAAAGAUUAAUCUCCUAAUGUUAA